This is a messenger RNA of Mesorhabditis spiculigera, 1086 nucleotides long. Lineage: Eukaryota; Metazoa; Nematoda; Chromadorea; Rhabditida; Rhabditidae. The record is from the annotation of a GenBank genome assembly.
AUGCUGAAAGCGCUGCGCUAUCCGAUGCUCUACCGUAAUCACCGGGCAUUACUCUGGGCGCUGUUGAUUGCGGUUGGGAUCUUGGGGCUGGUGCUUUGGUGGCCGGCUGGCUAUCGGAACCGGAAUGGCACGGAUGCGGCGAUAUUGUUUGAGAAAACCGUCCGGGAGCGUGUCGACAUCAAGGCGAAACACGUGGAAACGUUUCAACUGGCGAUUUCCCGGAUCUCCGAUGAAGACCUAAAACGCGCCACGCAGAUCGUCUACUGGAUCUGCCCCUCGGCCGACGACUGUCUCCUCCAAGCCCCGUUCUUUGAUAUGGGCGCGAAAUUUCGGGUCUCCAAGCAGUACAAGCUAAACGCGUGCGCGAUCUACAAAAACAUGUCGACGGUGUUGACGGCUAUUAUGUGCUACCUCUUUGACUCGACGCUGAUUAGGGACGCCAGCAACUUCCGGAAUCAAUGGAAUAGCAAUCGGUCGUGCAUCGGGAAGAACGAGUUCUGGGUGCUGCGCGAUGUCGAGAAUCUCCUCGGCGACCGCUUCAGUAAGCUGAACAACUUCGCGCUGGUCAGGGAGCCGAUGGAGCGUUUCCUGUCGGGGCUGAUCAACCAGUGCACGGAACUAGAACGAUGCGGGGAGUGCAAAGAUGCAGCCUGCCUGCUGGGGAUGCUGGAUGAAAAUGGACGAGAGACGGUGCGUACCGGCGACUUUCGGCUUGGGCAUCGCGGGUACUCGGUAGAAGAACACGUCAAUCUACACUUCUUGCCCCAAUCGUGGCAAUGCAAAUUCGAUCGAUACCUCAACGACUACCAGCUGCUGAAAUACACCAGCUCCGACACUGACGGUAUCGCCGCCCAGAUGUCUGCCCUCUUCAAGCAGGUCGGGGUCUCAGCGGAGGAAAUCGAUUUUAUUGAGGAGCAACUCAAGGGCGGGCGCUCGAUCCACUCAACUCUUGGCAACGAGAAGCGGACACGAGCCGAGCGGGAGUUGACUCACAGCCCAGCCCUGAUGCGUCGCUUCAUGGCCCUGUUCUUUUUCGACUACAUCCUCCUCGGAUUCCCACUCCCCCGCGUUGAAGCCAUCCCAUUU